GAUGCAAGGAUAGGUCCGGUUAUAUACAUAAUAAAUGUAUCUGUACAGCAAAUUUUGCUUGUUUUAUCUUUUAUUAUUUCAGUGGGUACAUUAGAUUUCCCAUAUAUUUCCAGACAACAUAAACAGAGGUGUAUUAGUAGAUCUAAAUACAAUAUCUUGUAUGCUUACUUCUCUAAAAGUCCUUGUCACGUAAGUCACGUGACUUCUCAUAAUCCUUAACCAGAGUCAAACUGGUUGCACCUCAUUCAGAUGAUUGGGUUGUUAUCAAGCUUUGGAAGACAGCGGACCCUAAGGACCAGGAUUGAACACCCCUGCUGUAGAGUCCCCUGCAGUCUUUAUCAAUUUCGUUUUUGGGUUACCCUUUGUAUGAGUAGUCCUUUGUGUUCCAGAUUUUUUUGGCGGAAUGCUUUGAGUUUAUUUUGAUCCUGCCUGCUUUUCCCUGCAUUUCGGUCUACUUGCUCUAAAGGAGUCAGAGACCAAUGCGGGUUUCUAUUGGAGUAAAAUAAUCUGAUUUAUGCAACAAACAUGGGUAACAGACGAAGCCGUCCAGCUGAUACUGACCAAAUGGAACUUCUUCAUAAUGAUGAACUAGGAAGGAAUAGAUGUCUAGAGAAUAUUCUAUUUCACAACAUUGGCAUUGUGCUGAUUGGAGGAGAAGGAAAGAAUACAGCUGGAAAUAUCAUCCUUGGAGAAAAGAAGUUCAAAUUUAGCCCAACCUUUUUUCAAAAACAUCACAAAAAAAUAAUAAAGGAAAUCUGUAAUCGACAAAUCACUUUGGUUCGCACUGCAGGCUCUUUCAAACAUCUUUUGCAUAGUGAAAAUCAGAUAAAAACUGAUACUGUGCGUUGUAUAGAGCCUCCACAUACCCAUGGGCCACACAUAAUACUGCUAGUUAUUCGUGUUGGCACACGUUAUUCAAACCAUCUCAGUGCAACAACAGACUUUCUGACCAAGCGUUUUGGUCCCAGGUUUUGGGAUCAUGCAAUGAUUCUGUUCACCAGCGGAAAGAGGCUGCAACAAUGUACCAUUGACACUUACAUUGAAUCAAACAACCUUGAAGACCUGGUAAACAAAUGUCAAAACAGAUAUUUUAAAUUACAUGCCAAAAGUAAGUCCUCCAAUGAUCAGGUCGAGAGCCUAAUCGAGAAGUUAGAGGAGGUGAUAGCUGCUAAUGAAGAUACACAUUUCUGUCUGAAGAAUGAAACAAGCCCAGAAGAAAAAGAAAAAAUGGCGAAAAAAAUCAAACUGAAGCUUUGUAAAAGAGUUAGUCUAUUAAAAAUUCAUGUUAAUAUCCUCCUUACCCAUAAGAAACUAGAAUCUCAGGAUCCAUCCAAUCAGAAAAAAUUCGAAAAAGAAAUUAAAUUAAAAGAUGCUGAGAUAGCGCGACUGACAAACAUUAUAGAGAAGAAAGAUGAACUGAUUCAGAGACUCACAGAACAUGUGGGUCAUGUAAAUGGACAGACCAAUCGUGAUUGUCCAAGUUGCAAGAUCCUAAGAAAGAAAAAUGAAGACCUGACGAAAGAAAAUGAAGAUCUGACGAAGAAAAUUGAAGACCUGAGGAAGGAAAAAGAACAAAAACUAGUUCAAGAGCAGAGUGUGACUCCCACCAUCAGAGAACGUCCAGUGGUCCCUUCCAUGAAACCAAAAAAGAACACAGAACACCGUGAAAUUAAGAUGUCCGCAUCGUCUCCACCAAGGAGCCAUGACAUUGAUCCAAGGAAGUGGACCAGAUGUCUUCUUGAAAUCCUGGAUGAACUCAAUGAAAAUGAUAUGAAAAGAUUCAAGAUGUAUUUAAACUCUGACGGUAUCCCAAAAGGAGCACUUGAAAAAGCUGACAAGGAGACGCUGGUGGAUCUAUUACCAAAACAUUUUGGAGUAAAAGGCUCAGUCAUAAGGACUAGGGAUGCCUUGAAGAAAGUACCCUGCAACAACCUUGAGGACCUGCUGAAGCCCUUUCUCAGCAAACUUGGAGAAUCAUGGGAUGGACUGAAGUAGUGAAAGUCAUUCUAAUGAACCAUUCUCAGGACUGCACAAUGGAAAUAUCUUCAUAAAUACUGACUGUUAUUUAAUACCGUAUUUUAUGACAAAUGAUUACAUUUAAAGAAUGUUAUUGAGCAAUAAUUAAAAAUUGUUUUGUGUUGUUGUUU
Hypomesus transpacificus is the source of this 2147-nucleotide messenger RNA. Its product is annotated as immune-associated nucleotide-binding protein 3-like. Gene Ontology annotation, molecular function: GTP binding. The transcript is spliced from 5 exons. NCBI's taxonomy places the organism in Eukaryota, Metazoa, Chordata, Actinopteri, Osmeriformes, Osmeridae. The record is from RefSeq and is a predicted model, not a curated record. The coding region runs from base 526 to 1995 and encodes 489 amino acids.